AUGUAUUUAUCAUUUACUGAGUCAUUCGGUGCUCAAAUGCCAAGUGUUUCUUUACAUAUUCGUCUCGUUAAAGCAUUACGUUAUACAAAUUUUACAGUAAAAAUUUUAUUUGAAAAUAUUCCAAAGCUUGAUCCUCAUUUUUCACUGAAUUGUACAACCAAUGCUAGUGUUGACCAACCUGGAUUUAAAAUUUUAAGAUAUUAUCAACAAUUAUUUGCUUUAAGUAAUUGUUUUUCUCUCGUUCGUGAUUAUGAAAAGAGAUAAAAUAUUAAGUAUGACAUUAUGGUAAGAUCAAGAGCUGACAUAAAAUUUCUUCGAAUCCCAUCAACAUUUGAUUGACAAUCACCAUUCAAUAUAAAUACUACAAUGAUUUAACUACCUAAUCGUUAUAGUUCAAAAGUAGACGAUGAUUUUGCUAUUGGUCCAAUCGAUUUAAUAGAGGUUUAUAUUAAUCGAUAUUAUUCAUUUCAAGAAUGUUUAACUCGUGAUUUACACCCUGAACGAUAUCUUUACUUUUAUUUGAAUUAUCGAAAGUGAAGAUGAUGAUUGAUGAAAAAAACCAUAGUAGGAUACGUACCUUAUUCACCAAAACAUUGACAUUGACACCAAUACAUUUGUUGGAGUAUAUUUAACAACUGUUCCCUUUUCGAGUUUUUUGUAUAUGUUGAGGACUUAAUUGGAAGGUGUGGGUGUGUGAAUAUAGUGCAGGUUUCAAGUCUUCACUGAACUCACUCACCCACGCACUUGCACCCAUAUCCAUACCUUCUGUAUGGUUCAUCAACAACAGUUUCAUCCCAAGCUGUUUAUGGUUUACUCUAUCGUAUAAAUCAUUGCCGUAGCGCAUAUUUAGCUAUUCUACAUAUUGUGCAAGAUUUUUAUCUUAUAAUCAUUCAACCAAAUCUGUAAGUGUUCAAGAAACCUUUCGACAAAAUAAGUUUUCUUGCUCAUUUGAUUAUAUUUUUUUGUGUAGGUUGGUGAAAUUUUCAUGUAGGGCAUGUAUCAUUAUUAUGAUAGAAUACAAAUCUUGUGCGAUCUGAUGCUUAUGUUUUUCUAUUCGUUAUUGCCAUUUAUCAAUCAACUUUCUUGUUAAUAAACUAAAGACAUCACUAAUAUAAAUGGAUACUUAUGAAGAUACAGUCACCAUGGGAUCAUCUUCUCUGAUAGGUGUAAAAGAUUUUUCACAAUAGAGAAUUUCUAGUAUUUCAUGAGACCAUUUGAUUGUAUUAUAUCACAAAUAGUUAGUAUCACGUUGUAGUGUUUUUUUUUUCUGUUUAGAUAACGCAUUGUAUUCCUCUUCUUUCUUUUUGUAGGAGAAUAUUAAAUGCGUGUCCUACUUCUGUUUUUUUUUCAAUUAUUUUUACAUAAGGAAGAAACAGAAGAAAAACGUUUCCAAAAUUGAUAUGAAAGCAUUUUAGUUCAUGUAUAUUAUGUUUGGGUAUCUCAGACUGAAAAGUCAGUGAAAUAUGAAUGUUGGUGAUGUAUCAGAUUUAGAAUGAAAACAACAAUCGAUCUAUUGGAUUUUGAUAUAUGAAAUAGGUGAAAUCUCGAAAAUAGAGCAUUUCGCUGUCGAGCAACAAUCAUGUGCGAUGUGUUGAAGUAGCAAUUUUCUGGUUUUAGCACAAACUGAAUAUUUGGGUCUUUAGAGAUUUGCACAAAUACAAAUUCAAAAUGUAUUCUGGUGCAAUGAUCACUUUAAUAAACUCCAAAUGUGGGAAUUCCUUUCGUCAAAGUCAUCUUUCCAAUGGCGAUCAUGAUCAUUUUUAACAACAUUCAGAUGUCAGGAAUUCUGAUCAAAAUAUAUCUUCAUGCUUCUCCCCUGAUAAAUACAAAAUACAGUUGUCUAUGCCUUGAUAUCCAUACAUGGUGCUAUCAAAUACUACCAUGCACUGUUAUGUACUCUGUGUAUUUUAUGCAAGUACGCUCAUUACAUUGAGUAUGCCAUUGUAGAAUCUAGUAUUACAAACUUAGUACUCUGCAGCUAAAUUUACUCUCAUAAAUUCAUUUUGAAUAAAACUAUGUAUUAGGUAUUGGUGUGGAUGAGCAGGAGACCAUCACCCACCUUUAUGCACAGCGGUCCCGCUGCAACUUGUGGCAACCUAUGUUUCAGUCUCGUACUAGGAUCAUACAUACGGUAGUUAUCUUGUGUAACAACAAUAACAUCAAAGUAUUGGUAUUUUUACCCGUGUCUCUCUUCCUUGCUUCGAAACGUGCGGUUGUUUUCUUUUCUUUCCUUUCAUCCCCUUAGUUAUAAUGGAACAGAAAGAAAGAAAAUUUGGAAGACGUCUCGAAUGCAUUUAAAAAGAACAUACGCGAAGUUUCGUAUAAAAUGUAGAUGAAAAACGUUUUAUGUAUGUAUGGUUACUUCAACGAAUUUGCUGUAUCGUUGCAUUUAUCAUACUGCAUUUAUUUCUCAGGUUUUUGUUUAAACAAAAAAAUACACAACCACGAUGAAGAUUCGUGACACACAGUCAAUAAAUAAGUCGGUAUAAAGGCAAAAGGGUGUGGGUGUGUGCUUCUUGUAAACGACACUCACACCCACCGAUUUAUUUCAGAGAAGCGAAAAAAAAAUCUCAAAUGUUUAUUAAUGUUUUCUAGAAUAAGAGAAGUUCGCAUGUAAUAACAAUUAUUAAUAUGAAAAUAUAUUUAUGGAGGGAAAAGUUUUUUUUAACUCAAUGGUGAACAAUUCAAAAAUCUACAUUGUAAAAAAUUCCAUCUAUCUUGUAAAACGGUUCACACGUCUAAUGUCUAGUUUAGUUAUAUAUUAGACACGAAAUGCAUCUUUUUUUUGAACACCUACAUACUAUAGAUAGUAAUGUGUCUUAAUGUGCAGGAAACUCCAUUAGCGCUCUCUUUCAUUUCUCAUAUCAAUACAUGAAAUAUUGAUCGCUACAGUUGACCAAAUAUUUGUGUCUAUUUACUCUCUUUGUUUUUGUUUACUAUUAUAUAUCAUACACAAUCGUACUUGACAUGUUAGAAUUAUUUAGUAUUUUAUUUUCUAGAUACAGAAUACUUUUCUUGGUAGCGUCUAGUUGAAGUUUAUUUGAGUUGUUAAUACUGUUGGUUGUAUGUAUGUUUUUUCAGUCUUCUACCGUUUUCGAUGUUCGUUUUUCUAGAAAUUUCGAUUGUUCUCAUGCAAUUAACAGAUUCGUCUUUUUCUAGCAGUAGAAGGUAAACCGAACAUAAGUGAGCAACACAUUCGAUUCUACUUUCUAAUUAAUUUUCUUUUCUGUGGAUUCAUUGUUUUUCACGUCAUUAUUUUAUGUCAAUAUUUCUUGGUACAAAUUAAGUAUUGUUAUUCUUAUCAUAUAUUAAUUUAUUUCGCAUUAUCUUUCAUAUUUGCUGGUGACCUGCUGGUUAUAUUGAUUUUCUAACUAAGCUAGAUGACACUUUUGUUCUUGUAUUUGUUUUUUUUCUAUGCUUUUUCGAACCAGGAAGGUAUUUGGAACUUGGCCUUUAGUUUUGCUUGCGAAGGACAAAUGGCAUCAUUCGAGAUGAUUGAAUUUUUGGACGGUGUUACCAAGAGAUGAACGACCAGCAAACCCGUCACUACUCUGGACAUUUUGAUCCAGUUUAUGGAUAAAGUCCACACCCCACCCUGUUCAACUUGAUUGCGAUCAAGACCAAUUUUUUUUCUAUCAUUCUGAUGAUAAACGUUAUGGUAUUUGCGAUUUACGUACAUUAUCAUCAUCAAAGAAGAGAUUCAAGGGUGUUCGAUUGCACCAACUGGAACAAGAAACAAUCAAUAAACGAAUAGAAAUGUUCAAUAUGAAUAAUGCCGCAUUUGCCAUCGCAACAUCAUCUAAAACAAAUCAAAAGAAAUCCAAAAAAGACAUAAUUGAAGAUCCAAGAUCAUCGGAAGCACUGUAAUGGCUGCGUCAAUUUUAGAAAUCAUCGACCAAAAAACAACAUAAAUAGAUUCAGUAAAUAUUGACCAGUUGUCUUCUUAUCUAUACUAAACUAGAAAAAAAUAUUAUAUCGAUAUCGAUAUCGACUUCACACGUUGCAACCAAUUUAUUUCAUUUUAGAAUCUACGACAGAAAGCAGCAUCAUCCUCAAAGAAAAAACUAAUCAACAGAACAUCAUAACCAAAUUAUUCUUGAAAUCGAUCGAUGUACGAUUAUCCACGACGAGAAUGAGGAAGAUGAUGACAAUGAAGAAGAGAAGAGAAAAAAACAAUGAGCCAUAGGCUAUUUUAACAUCUUCAGUGAUACGCGUUCCAUCGAUCAUUACUAAACAACCAGAUACAACAAAAACAAUAACACCUUUUGAACAAUCUCUGAUUGAAGAACUUCGUGCAACCAACAAUAAAUUAGAUCUACUAGCCAAAAAGUUCAAUCGAAUUUAAGAUCAAUCGGUAGUGACCUACGAAAUGGCUUCUGAAACGCGUGUCACUCAUGGUCUUCGUUCACUUGGAAUGAAUUCGAUCGAUGGAUUAUCGAGAGAGUUUUACCACGUGCAUGAUUAUCAAUCCGCUUUGAUCUCUCUUGCGUAUGAAUUGAAAAAAAAUUAUCUUCAUCGAUGGGCUCCUUACAAUCGUUACGUUGAUAUUUCUCUCCGUCCUCAAAUGAUAGAAAUCAAUUUAAUGGGUAAGUUCGAGCAUUGUUAUUUUCUUUAACGAACCUUGAGAGAGAGCAGCAAAAAAAGAAAUUCAUAUUCAGAGCAAACCUUUUCAUUUGAGAAGAGUUGAAAUGAUUUUUUAUUUUUUUUACUCUUACAACGGAGGUAUGUGUAUUGUUGCGCGAAAAAGGGGCACAUGUUCGGGUCAAAUGAAAGCUCUCAACACCAAACUAACAAGGUUAAAAUAUUAGCGGCCGUUGGGUUGCCUAGAGGGAGAUAUUUAACUUUGAAGUGUAGGUGUAAAAAUGAAUCAGGAAAGGUUUUCUCCACUAUUAUAUGGACAAAACAUAGUGUUGUUCGGGGCGAUUACGGGGUUUGUAGGGACCCUCUUUCAUAUGGCCCGAACAACACUAUGUUCUGUUCUUACAAUAGUAGGGUGAGUUUUUUCUGUAGGUCAUGGAAACGGCAUUUUCUAUCAAUCACUAGAAAAAUUCUCUCCGCUAUUAUAAGGACAAAACAUAGUGUUGUUCGGGCCAUAUGAAAGAGGGACCCUACAAACCCUAUAAUCGGCUCGAACAACACUAUGUUUUGUCCUUAUAAUAGUGGAGAAAACCAUUCCUGAUUCAUUUUUACACCUACACUUAAAAGUUAAAUAUCUCCCUCUAGGCAACCCAACGGCCGCUAAUAUUUUAACCUUGUUAGUUUGGUGUUGAGAGCUUUCAUUUGACCCGAACAUGUGCCACUUUUUCGCUCAACAAUACACACACCUCCAUUGUUAGUAAUAAGUCGAUAACGAGUUCUAUCUUUGCUCAUUUUUCCUUCUAUUGUUCUCUACUCAAAUGUCUUCAUCCAUUCAUACCUAUUCAAAAUUUUUAUAUAUUAGGUUUUGGUUGUUUACCAAAUCGUUCUGGAAAUUUGUCCUCUACUACUCGUUCUACUUCACUGUUAUCGCUUCGACAUUCAUCGUGUAACUUUAACUCAUCUGCUUGAAACAAGAACAAACAGAAGUUCAUUUCGUAUUCUCACGGAGUCGUUGUCGAAGCAACAAUGUCUUCAGUUAAAUUUGAUGUUCGAUAUCUACCAACUGUUUCACAAGCCAAUAAUGAACGUAACUGUUAUUUUCUGUUCUAAACAGGUCAUAAUAAGAUAUUUCCUCGAAGGGUGUGGAUGUGGGUGUGGAGUGUGGGGUGUGGGUGUGGGUGUCGGGUGUGGGUGUGGGUGGGUGGGUGUGGAUGUGGGUGUGGGGUGUUGGUGUGGGUGUGGGUGUGGAUGUGGGUGUGAGUGUGGGUGUGGGUGUGAGUGUGGGUGUGGGUGGGUGUGGGUAUGGG
Molecule: messenger RNA, 5885 nt
Organism: Rotaria sp. Silwood1
Lineage: Eukaryota; Metazoa; Rotifera; Eurotatoria; Philodinida; Philodinidae
Source: the annotation of a GenBank genome assembly